CUCGCCAGAAUUAAAAAACCUUCUGAACAUCUGUUGAAGUUUACAGUGUUCAGGCCAAGCUUGCAGGGAAAUUGUCCUGACCUGAGUGUCUUGAUCUUCUUGACCUGGGUGUCAAAAAUGCUGCAAGUGGCCGUGACUUUCCUUCUCAUAUCUGCCAUCAGUGGACAGAUAAUUGAUUCAUGGAAAACAAAGAUCGUAGAAUACGAUAUUUCUCCAAAUUACUGCGUGUUUCCCUUUAAAUACAAUGGACAGCUGUACUUUUCGUGUACAUCAGUGGAUUCCAAGCAUGAGCGGCUGUGGUGUUCACUCACCUCUGACUAUGACCAGGACCGGCUGUGGGGCUAUUGCCUGGGGAAUACGAAUCAAUACACCUGGCUGCCUGAGUCUUCAUGUGUCUUCCCCUUUACCGUGGGGGGUAAAACAUAUAAUCGUUGUACUACGGAUUACUGGUUACCUGGGAUUCCCUGGUGCUCCACUACAGCCAACUAUGAUCAGGACAAAAAAUGGUCGUACUGUCCCUCCUCAGGGGUGAGAGUGUCAAGCAUAAAGAAAGCAAAGUAGUUUGAAGUCCACAACUGAAGAUUUAGCUGAAGAUGAACUGGAGCUUCGCUUUUUCACACUGGC
This is a messenger RNA of Scleropages formosus (Asian bonytongue), 624 nucleotides long. Its product is annotated as matrix metalloproteinase-9-like. Gene Ontology annotation, molecular function: heparin binding. Lineage: Eukaryota; Metazoa; Chordata; Actinopteri; Osteoglossiformes; Osteoglossidae. The coding region runs from base 118 to 561 and encodes 147 amino acids. The record is from RefSeq and is a predicted model, not a curated record. The transcript is spliced from 8 exons. Gene Ontology annotation, cellular component: cell surface.